GGGUUUGAAGAGAGGCCUCCUUGGCAGCCAGCUCUUAGUGAAGGGAAACAUGGCGAUGCUAGCUAUGUUGUCUACGAUGCUGAUGCUCUCAGUCAUCCUUCCACACGCCAGCGCUGUGUCUGCUGCUAUGACACCAGCGUUAGGGGUCGCAGAGGACAAACCAGCUGUCAGCUCGCAGAGAGAGACCAUAGCGACGGCCACAGCACCCCAGCCCUGGAAGAGGUACCGGCUACCGGACGCGCUGCACCCCGUCCACUACAACGUCACGCUCUGGCCUCGCCUGACCCAGAACACACGCGGCUCGUACGUCUUCACCGGACACUCUACCGUGAGCUUUGAGUGCGUGAAGGAGACAGACCUGAUCCUCAUUCACUCCAAAAGGCUUGACUUCAACAAGCCCAGCGGACAUUACGCAACACUGACUGCGCUUGGUGGUGCAGUUGCACCAACUAUCAAGACCACAUGGCUUCAGGGGACAACAGAGUACCUGGUCAUCCAGCUCAACGGCAAACUAGAGGCAGGGAAGUCCUACCAACUCUAUACCAGCUUUACUGGAGAACUGGCAGAUGACCUGGGAGGUUUUUAUAGAAGUCAUUACAGCGAUGGUGCAAAAUCAAAGGUGCUCGCGGCAUCCCACCUGCAGCCCACGGACGCCAGGGAGGUGUUCCCGUGUUUCGACGAGCCCGCGCUGAAAGCCGUGUUCCACGUCACUCUCGUCCACGACUGUGGGACCACGGCUCUGUCCAACAGCAUGGAGACAGAUGUGGUCAACAUAACUAUUGAUGGACAUGAUGUUUGUCAAACCAACUUUAAACCAACAAAACUGAUGUCAACCUACCUAGUGGCUUUUGUUGUUUGUGACUAUUCACACAUUGAAACCCAUGAAAUUCCUGAUGUUUUGAAUCGCCUGUGGGCAAAAAAAGGGCUCCUGGUUGGUCGCUAUGGAGAUUAUGCUCUCAAUGUCACAGUGCCUCUUCUCACUAGGCUGGAGGCCAUGUUUGAUAUCACUUUCCCUCUGGACAAGUAUGACCAGGUGGCGUUGCCAGACUACAGCGCGUACCCCAUGGAGAACUGGGGCCUGGUCACCUACAGGGAGGUGGUGCUGUGGUACGACCCGCAGCUCUCGUCCCACAAAGACAGAGAGGUGGUGACCAUCACCGUGGCCCACGAGCUGGUCCACACGUGGUUCGGAAACCUUGUGACGUUGAAGUGGUGGAAUGACCUGUGGCUGAACGAGGGCUUUGCCUCCUACAUUUCCUAUGUGGUGUCCAAUCAAGUGAAUCCAGAUAUGAACCUGAUGGAUAUGAUGCUGCUUAUUUACCCCAGAGAGGUCAUGGGGCAGGAUGCCCAGGCCGACUCACACCCUCUGUCCUGGCCCGAGGAGGAGGUGAGGACACAAGGGGACAUCGGACGCAUGUUUACGCCAAUCACAUACAGCAAGGGGGCUCUGGUGCUGCACAUGCUAUCUAACAUCCUGACUGAGACUGUGUUCUUCCAGGGCCUCAGGACCUACCUUAAGCAGUUUUCUUUCAGCAGUGUAACACCUGCCAACCUCUGGCACCAUCUGCAACAUGCUGCGGAUGGCUCUCCUGAACUGAAGCUCCCUGCAUCGGUGGGUGACAUCAUGGACCGCUGGGUGCUUCAGAUGGGUUACCCUGUGGUUACCAUAGACACCACAACAGGAAACAUGAGCCAGCGGCACUUCCUCCUUGACCCCAAUGCUGUGGUGCAAAGGCCGGCCUUUCACAAGUACGAGUGGAUUGUCCCUAUAAACUGGAUGAAAAGUGGAAUCGAGCAGAAUACAGUCUGGCUACUACAUAAAUCAGACGUGUGUGAGGCCAUGAGAACGGAUAGCGAGUGGGUGCUGGCCAACAUCCACAUGUCUGGGUACUACCGGGUGAACUACGACCUGGACAACUGGCACCGCCUCCUCGUCCAGCUCGGUGCCAACCAUGAGGAGAUCCCAGCAGUGAGCCGAGCUCGGAUUAUUGAUGAUGCAUUUAACCUGGCAAGGGCAAAGGUGAUCAACACAACCUUGGCUCUGAGGACAACUAAGUACCUGAGGAGGGAGAGAGAGCACUUACCCUGGGAGGCAGCCCUGGACAACCUGGAAUACUACUUCAACAUGUUCCAGAACAGCGCUGUAUACACCCCCAUGCAGGUGUAUCUUAAAAAACAGGUGCAGCCAAUCUUCAGACACUUUAAGAACAUAACCUCAAACUGGACAGACAUACCAUCAAAGCAUACAGACAAAUACACCCAGGCCAAUGUGAUCUCCCUGGCAUGCAAGGUUGGGCUGGAGGAGUGCAGGCAGUUAGUCACAGCCUGGUAUGGAGAGUGGAUGAACAACCCAGAUGUCAACCCGAUCCCCCCUCACCUGAAGCAGAAGGUGUACUGCGCCGCUCUGGCCGAGGGCGGGGUCCGGGAGUGGGACUUCGGCUGGCAGCAGCUCAACCUGGGAGCCGACGCCACCGCGUAUGCCCGCAGUGACCUGCGCCGUGCCCUCGCCUGCGCCCGCCUGCCCAGGCUGCUGCACAGGUACAUUCGAUACAUGAUGGAUCCUAAUAGGAACCAGAUGCUGGACAUAGCUGAGAUAACAUCACACGUCGCUAGUAACAUUGUGGGCCAACCUGUCGCUUGGAACUUUGUGGUAACAAAAUGGGAUGACAUCAGUUACAGUUAUGGUCCAGAGACAAAUGAACUGGCUGAUCUUAUUCUCAAAGUCACAAAGAGGUUCUCCUCCAAAGCGAAGGUUGAUGAGCUGCAGAGCUUCAGAGAGGUGCUGUCCCAGGCUGGGCUGGGCUCGGCGGCGAGGGCAGUGGACAAGGCCAUCCGCAGAACAGAGGACAACAUCAGAUGGGUCGCGGAGAACCGGGAGCAGGUCCAAGAGUGGUUCUCAAGGGAGGGAACUCUCCGUGGAGAGGAUGGACUUGACUGACCGCAGGGUGUAAAAACACAAUAGAAACGCUUUCUAGAACACAAACCCCUGGAUAGCUGGGUAGAGUGAACGGAUUAACUUUGUUGAUUAACUAUUGUGCAUGGAUGAAUCUGAUUGCCUGAUUGAAUUUGAAUGGCUGAGACAUAUUUGAAUUCAUAACAUGGAUGACCCCAGGAUGACAGGGUGAAUGGCGAAUGACAGGGUGAAUGGAGAUGGCUUAAAGCAACACUAAAGCACUUUUCUUCUGAGGUAUGCACGCUAUUUGUUUAUCCAUGAUAAAGGAUGAUGUAUUGCAACAUUGAAGCAAGUCAAAUGUGUAGUUUUUCAUUCCAACGAACUACAGAGCCGCUACCCGAUCUGGUAAACUUAGUAGUGCGGUCAUAGCUGAUAUGAAGGCUGUGAAGCGAAUGCAGAAGUGCUGUUCACCCUCUUACGAGUUGAUGAACUGCUGAAAUGAUUUUGGAAACAUUAUUUUAAGGUACAAAAAACUCUUUAGUGUUGCUUUAAGGGGCUGACUCACUGGAUGAGUGAAUGAACUGGUGUAUGUAUGUGUGAGUGGAAUGACUGGAUGAAUGUGAAUGAUUAAAUGAACCUGUGUGUGUGUGUGUGUGUGAGUGGACAGACCUGCGUGGCUGAGCUCAUAUAACUGAUAUCGGAGCACCUUAUCUAAUCAGCAAGGCUGUGCUUUAGUCACUGGCUUUAUCACCCUAUGACUUUCCAAAACCUGCUUUAUCAUAUGCAGCGCUUUCUUCUUCCUUUGAGAUCUAAAAUAACACCUCCCUCUGGCUAUAUACAGUAUAUAUAUAGCAAUAUAUAAUUGUUACUGAAUAGCAACAUAUACUUGUCACUGAAUAGAUUGCUUGAAUAGUUUGCCUUUCAUUUUCACUCUUAGUUGAAUUGUACAUCAAUAUAUAAUAGAAAGGCAAAACCUUGAUGAUUUGAAUAUAACAAAUACAGUAAACAGACUUUUGUAAACAGAGCUAUUUUGCUUAUUGUUGUAAUAAACGUGUUUAUGCAUACACUUGUCAAGAUGGAUUCACAGACCAGUUUUAUUUUUUUGUGGAUUGCCCUGAGGAAGACUCAGUGGAGGCGAAACGCGUAGGCUUUUCAUCCAAUGCAAUAAAGGAUUUUUAACUUUUUUCACUA
Sardina pilchardus (European sardine) is the source of this 4084-nucleotide messenger RNA. RefSeq names its product aminopeptidase N-like. The coding region runs from base 50 to 2938 and encodes 962 amino acids. The record is from RefSeq and is a predicted model, not a curated record. Gene Ontology annotation, molecular function: metalloaminopeptidase activity; zinc ion binding; peptide binding. Gene Ontology annotation, cellular component: plasma membrane; cytoplasm. NCBI's taxonomy places the organism in Eukaryota, Metazoa, Chordata, Actinopteri, Clupeiformes, Clupeidae. The transcript has 20 exons. Gene Ontology annotation, biological process: peptide catabolic process; proteolysis.